Schistosoma turkestanicum is the source of this 2059-nucleotide messenger RNA. Lineage: Eukaryota; Metazoa; Platyhelminthes; Trematoda; Strigeidida; Schistosomatidae. The record is from the annotation of a GenBank genome assembly.
UUUUCCUCAAGGUUGCGCGGCAUGUUUUGAGGUUUAUUCCCUGGUAUUAUUCGAAUAGUGAUGUAACUAAUAUAAAAACCCUAAUGAAAAUAAUAUAAUCCAAAUUAAGUAUCAUUAUAUCAUUUCCAGUUUUCGUCCGGGAAUGAUAUAACGGGUGGCUAAUUGGCUUGUGUUGGACCUUACAGUUUUGAUCAUUCAGAUGGAGCGUCAAUCACAAUUUGGGGUAACAAAUGUCAUUCUUUGUAAAUUCGAUAAGAAAGUCGGUUGUCAGCUGACUUUUUGUGGCAUUUUUUAGUGUCCUUGUAAAUUCUCUGUUUUGGGAAGGCAAAAAAAGUGGGCGUGUGGAAUACAAAUCUAACAUUAGACAUAUGAAUGGGUAUACCGAGAGUGCUUUGCAGACUCAGAAUAUGACUCAAUCAAAUAAUUUUACUUCCCCUACUAAAAGGGAACGAACAGCAAAUAAUAAUUCUCACUGUUUUUCUCUCUCACCAAAAACCAUUGAGCAUCCCAGUCAAACUUCUUCGCCGAAAAAUUUAAUGAACAAUCUUCCUAACGUAGUAGAGACUGCAGCCGUGCCAAACUUCCAGUAUAAACCAACAUGCAUCAUACGUGAAACACAUAGCCAAUCUGUUUUCGGUGUUGCAUUUAAUUCAAUCAAUCGAAGUCAACCAACUGAUCCUCUUCUUUUUGCUACAGUUGCUAGUCACUAUGUCACAGUUUAUCAAUGUAGUCUAAAAAGUAAUCCUGAAGAUAAAGCUAGUCAAAGUUCUUCAGAUAUGUCAUCUGUUUGUUUACUCCAAUCCUUUGCCGAUCCUGCCGGCGAUAAAGAAGAGUUUUAUUGUUGUGCUUGGUCGCGUGAUACAAGUGGUAAUGUAGCAUCUAGCUGGUGGACUGAUUGUUGUGAAAGUCGUCGACCACGUCCAACUCCCCAUCCUCAUCAAGGUCCAAUUAGCUCUUCCAGUGCAUCACUUUUACCUGCUCAUCAGCAAGUAGUAGCUGCUGCAGGUAAACGUGGUGUAAUCCGAAUCCUGUGUCCUAGUAUGGCUAGUUGUCCUGCUAGUCUUGUUGGCCACGGAUCUUCUAUCAAUGAGCUAAGGUUUCACCCGAGAGACCCUGCUCUAUUAUUUUCUUUUAGUAAAGAUUAUACCAUUCGUUUGUGGAAUAUAGCUAGUCACGUUCUAGUAUGUAUCUUUGGCGGAGCUGAAGGUCAUCGAGCUGAAGUCCUACAUGGCGAUUUAUCCCUUACAGGUGAUCUUCUUCUAUCAGCCGGUAUGGAUCAUUGUGUGAAAAUAUGGCGGCUUAAUACUCCAGAAUUAGCCAAUGCGGUAAUAGAUUCAUUUAACUAUCGUGCACGUUCGAAUCCUAAGCCGUUCCCUGUGCUCGUUCAACACUUCCCUGAAUUUAGUUCCCGUGAUGUACAUGGCAAUUAUGUGGACUGUGCCCGUUGGUUCGGCUCCUUAGUCAUAUCGAAAUCGUGUGAAAACAGUGUUACACUCUGGAAGCCUGGUGGACUAGAUGACUCCUCAGCAAAUAUACCUAGUUUGUGCAAUGGAUCUCCUAGUAGUACCUCAACAGAUGUUGGCGGCCUGCGGUUGCCGAGUCGGAUGCAACACAUUGGUUCAUAUACAGGUCCUGAUUCCCUUAUCCCUCCAGCACCUGGUGUCCCAACGGAACACAAGACCAGCAUUAUCCAUCAAUUAAAAGCUGCUGACUGUAACUUAUGGUAUAUUCGUUUCGAUGUGGAUUUAAAGAAUCAUGUUCUUGCUUUGGGCACAGGAACUGGUCCAUCGCGUGUCUAUUUGUGGGAUUUAAAAUAUCCUGAAAACGCUCUCAAUCUCCCAGCUCAAGUACUUCAUUUUCCUACAGUUAGUGGAGUUGGUCCUGGUGGUAUGCCUUUAAGUCAUAGUGCCAUUAGACAAACUCGUUUUGCUAAUGAUGGAGAUAUUCUUUUGUGUGUAGGUGAUAACGGACUAAUUGUUAGAUUUGAUAAAACAUAAACUUUUUUGUAUAUUUGUGAUUAAAACUAAUCUAAUAUAUCAAUAAAAUGUUUUUUUCUUGU